Aaosphaeria arxii CBS 175.79 is the source of this 2103-nucleotide messenger RNA. RefSeq lists its product as uncharacterized. Lineage: Eukaryota; Fungi; Ascomycota; Dothideomycetes; Pleosporales. The transcript has 3 exons. The record is from RefSeq and is a predicted model, not a curated record. Bases 1 to 2103 code for a protein of 700 amino acids.
AUGACGGAUAUCCCCAGUGUCGGGGAUAUCCUGAUGCUAUCGCAAGUAGCUUGGAAAAUCGGAAGAGCAUUUACAGCAGGUCGCAAGGGUGCACCACUCGUAUUUCUAGAGGCGGAAACGGAUGUCAAUACCCUCGCGAAGGCUUUGAAGGCACUAGCUGGAACCCUGUCCACUGAAGCGGAAGAUACCUCACUGAAGAGGGUAAACCCACAGACUCAAAAAGGGCUCAGUGUAAUCCUCUUAUCAUGUCAUCGAACAGUGCACGACUUGGAUACUCUCAUCGAUCGUUAUCAGAUCACCAAAAGAAAUCGUAAGGACGGCGGAUUUGCUAUCGAAAGGACGUGGACGGACACGGUAUUAACUUCGUAUAAGUCGAUUUCAUGGACCUCUGAGGGUGGAGACAUUCAAGAUCUUCGACAUUUGUUACAACUCCACGCUAGCGUCGUCUUGCUCACAAGGCAAGCAAUACAGAGUCUAUCACGUCUUGAGGAAGUGGUCCCGCCAAUGGCUGAAAAGAUUCAAAGCGACCUUUCUACGACACAAUCAUUGAAUGAACUGCUAGAAGACCUACACCUCACUGUCACUGAAUCAGAUAGCCUAGGCUCAAUGGACCUUGAUAGCAAAGAACCAAAUCGCAGGAAAUUGGACCCAAUCAGCUUCGCCAAACUGAAUAGGAAUUCGGAUGACUUGUUUCCUCAGCAUGUUCUCAUUAAUGAUUACAUCGAUCUGGAUCUAGGACCGCGAGGACCACCACCGACUAUACCAUUACCCAAAAUACCGAUAGUGACUAUGACAGAUGCGUCUCCCACUACACCAACCACGAGACCAACGUCUCCCAAUCGAAAAAGAGUGUCAGACUUCAGUUUCAGCGGUUCCACCGUGAGGUAUUCUGGGAGCUCCAUCUCCUCAGAUGGGGCGGCGAGUCCUGGCUGGCCCAGCCCUACCGGCACGCAUAAAGGCACACGCGUUAGUCGUUCAGCAUCUAUGAAGAAGAGGUCGAAGCUCCCAUCGACACCUGAGAUGGGUGAACCACUUUCUAGGCCGGAUUCAACCACAUUAUCAGCACUUCCCCCGCCUGCUUUGGAUAUGGACGACCUCCGAAUUGAGAGGGCGACAUCGGUGUCUAGCCAUGGUACACAAUCCGAACUCAAGGGGAGGCAUCGAAGUUCAACGACUGCAACGCAAGAAGCCCUGUUCGAGAAGGAAGCUUUUCGAAACUCAGCGAUCCUUUGUGACAUUCGUUGCUCCCUUGUUGAAUAUGCACAACAGCUGUCCCAAGACGAUCCAUCAGACGUACAAAUGGUAACAGUUGGAGAAUCCUGUCGAGUUCUCGUCGUGCGUAAACGCGAGCCCAUCUCCCCAUAUUCUACAGAAGUCCAAACCACAACCUCGAUAUGGACGUUCACCGACGACAACACGAUCCGAAUGCAACUACGCAUGUCAGACGACGACGUCUACGUCCCCUACUCAUCCUACUUCAACCCAGGCAAAAUCAGCAUCACCGUACCCUGCGAACUCAAAUACCACGACGUCAAAUUCGGCGACCGCCUCCAACGAACCGCAUCCACCAGCUGGAUCAACUACGUCUUCGACAACCCAAAAGGCGCAGCGUCAUUCCAGAACGAACUUAUGGGCCGCACCCUACUUGCCAGCUGGCCGACCUCGAAAACCAUGCGCAUCCACGAAGGGUUCUCGGGUACCUUCUCGUACGCAGAGCAGAUGUGCGGGAUGGAGAAUCUGCGGAUAUGGGAGGACGACGAGACGCGUGCGAUCAUUGCGCUGAUACACUUCUCAGCGCACUUUCGAAAUGGAUAUCUCGCUUUCUACCUGAAUGCGAGGGAGAACAUGAUUAAGGUGAAAGACGAUGGCGGCACACAGGUCAAGAUAAAGGGCCUCAGGGUGCCGUUGGAAGGGAAGAAUAAGAGUAGGAAGGACUCGGCGAUCGCUUUCAGUGGAAAAGAUGGAGUCAGCGAUAAGAAGAAAUUCAUCACCGGGUGUAAGGUGGAGUUUGAGAGCGAGGAGGAGAAGAUGGAGUUCAUCGGCUUCGUGAAGAAGUGCCAGGAGAAUCCUAGGGACUUGCCGGAUCUUUUAGGCGUUAAUUGA